Molecule: messenger RNA, 328 nt
Organism: Octopus bimaculoides (California two-spot octopus)
Lineage: Eukaryota; Metazoa; Mollusca; Cephalopoda; Octopoda; Octopodidae
Biological process (GO): proteolysis
Cellular component (GO): membrane
Molecular function (GO): serine-type endopeptidase activity; protein binding
Source: RefSeq, a predicted model, not a curated record
UCAUGUGACUCAUUAAUGCUUUCAGAUUGUUACAGUGUAAAUGGUGUGUCCUACAGAGGGUCUGUAUCAGAAACAGUCCGAGGAACACCCUGCCUUAAAUGGACAGAGAAUCCUAAAUAUAACAUAAUAAACUCUCCCAAUGCAGGUCUUGGAAAACACAAUUAUUGUCGAAAUCCUGAUAAAGAUAAGCGUCCAUGGUGUUGGGUAGCACCAGCUUUCAAAAAUCAGUUUGGAUACUGUAAAAUUGAUCAAUGUAAAAAUGUUACAGAAAGCACAACAGUGGAAUCAACUGUGACUACAUUCCCAACAACAGUAGCAUCAACUACUC